AUGCUUGCGGAGAUGUUCCUAUCCCUGCGUCAUGACCCACUGUCCGGUAGUGAUGAGAAGCCGUUCUUUGCUGAUAAGACCAGUCGCCGGACGCACGAUUGGACUCAUUUUAAUGUCCCCUUUCUUGUCGUCCAAUCACCUCUUUGUCUUUAUACCUCUAUCCCGCUUGCGUUUGUCUUUCGCCUUGAGCAUGUCUGCAAAGGAGCCAUGCUAAUUGAAGUUCUGAUCUCUCUUUCUACCGCAAACAGAUACCUCCCAGUUGUCCCCAGCCCUGGCAUGCACACAUACACCUACACAGACCGCAAACCGGACAAGUUGUUACGUUCAUGUCAUCUGUUGGGCGUGUGUCCAAGUCCAUUCAAUAGCUCAUUCUCCCUAACCACACUUUAUAAUCCUACAAUCCCUCGUCUUCCCCUUCACAGAGCCUACUCGCUCAUCCCCUUUUGCUCAGGGUUUUUUGUCCAACCAUCCGUUUCCCUCGUUUCUGUUCGCGCUGAGUUCGCCUCUCUUCAGAGUUGUCUUGACAAUGCCAGACCGACAAUCGUCUGCCUAUUACCUUCUUUGAAAGGCUCGUUGAACAGAUGA
Messenger RNA from Protopolystoma xenopodis, 585 nucleotides. The record is from the annotation of a GenBank genome assembly. Lineage: Eukaryota; Metazoa; Platyhelminthes; Monogenea; Polystomatidea; Polystomatidae.